Messenger RNA from Moneuplotes crassus, 493 nucleotides. The record is from the annotation of a GenBank genome assembly. Lineage: Eukaryota; Ciliophora; Spirotrichea; Euplotida; Euplotidae.
AUGGAACACAAAUCAGCAAAUAGGAAAUUUUCUAGGACUUCCACACCUUCGAGAUCAGAAUAUAGUUCUGCUAACUUUAGACUGAAAUCUACAAACAGUAUACAUCAUAAUGAAAGCAGGUAUAAAAUGUUCAGGCCGCAAUCUUCUUAUCAAAGCAAGCUUGAAAAUACAGCUAGCAAGCCUGACCUCCAAAGAAUCAAGAAAAAUCAGGAGUUAAUGAAAUAAAUUUGAGAUUAAAAUGAAGAAAAGGGUAAAGAUAAAGAAGAGGAAAGAACCAGUUGUCAGUCUCUGAGAUCUCCCUAAAGCAGAGUACCUGACUGAUUAUACACUGAAUCGAAAGAUUAAUGAAUAUGAAAAUGAGAGGAAAAUCGAAGAACUACAGAGUAGAUAUCAUCGAUUAAGGAAAGCGAAGAAGACUGAAGUGCAGCGUCCUACUUAUUUGCAGAGCUUGAUCACCAUCCACAAGCAGAUAAUUUCAGAAGACCAACUGUAG